AGAAGAAGAGAAAAUAAUUAUAUAUUAAAAAUAAAAUAAACAAAUUCGAAGUAAAGCAACUUCUCUCUCAGGGCUUGGAGGCUCUGUAUUCAUCUCCGAUGGACUGUGCUUGCAGCAAUUUCAGAAGCUCGUCUUUGCUUCUUCUCGGGCGAUCCCCAUCUCUUCAUCCACACUCUUCGUUCCCUUCCAAGCUCAGAUUCUUGACACUGAAGCGUUUGAACCUGUCUAAGCAUACCCGGGUGGUAAGGAGUGCUUGUGGGUUCAACGAAAACGGCUCUGUUAAUGGGUUUUCCGUCACACCCAACAAGCUUUUCAUGCAAGAGGCAAUUGGAGCUGAAUAUGGAGAAGGUUUUGAGACUUUUAGACCAGAUGGGCCUCUCAAGGUUGAUGUGGAUUUUUUGAACGACAGACUCCAAGAAGGUUUUCUUCAACGUAUACGAUAUGCCAUGAAACCUGAUGAAGCGUAUGGUCUUAUUUUCUCUUUUGACAAUGUUGUGGCUGAUACUCGAACAUUGAAAUUAAAUUCUUGGAAGCAACUUGCCUCAGAAGAGGGAAAGGAAAUUCCUGAAGAUGCAGAUGUGCAAGGACGAAUGCUUUAUGCAGGUGCUGAUCAUGUGUUGCAUAAGCUUUUACUCUGGGAUGAAGCAGAAGGAGAACUAGAUAGAUUGGCAUUAAGGUUUUCACAGCUAUAUUAUGAUAAUCUUCUCAGGCUUAGUAAACCUGUGGAGGGGCUCAAGGAAUGGCUAGAUGCUGUAUCCACAGCUCGUAUCCCUUGUGCUGUAGUUUCAAGUCUUGAUCGGAUAAACAUGACAGAAGCCCUAGAACGAAUGGAACUCAAGAAGUAUUUCCAGGCAAUUGUGACAGAGGAAGAUGGAAUGGAUUCAAUAGCUCAUAGGUUUCUUUCUGCAGCUAUGAAGCUGGACCGAAAACCAUCGAAGUGUGUAGUGUUUGAGGAUGAGCCUAGAGGUAUAACUGCUGCCCACAACUGUACAAUGAUGGCAGUGGCAUUGAUCGGCGCCCACCCUGCGUAUGACCUGGUGCAGGCGGAUCUUGCAGUUGCUAGUUUUAAUGAACUUUCAGUGAUCAAUCUCCGAAGACUAUUUGCUAACAAGGGUUCUACAUUCAUGGACUUGCAAAAGCAGGUUAUAGAAAAAUCUCCACCAAAGAGGAAGCUAACAAUAGAUACUAUUUUCUGAAUUCUUUUUUCUCUUCUUCAAAUUCUCUCCCCCAUCUUGUAAUCUAGCAGCCGAUCAUCUGCUUUUUCCUUUCUUUUUUCUUGGUUUGUACCUGAUCUCAUUUUUUUUUCUUCUUUUUUUCGUCUUUGAUAUACAAAGUUAUUAUAGUGAAAAGCUCA
Molecule: messenger RNA, 1354 nt
Organism: Prunus mume (Japanese apricot)
Lineage: Eukaryota; Viridiplantae; Streptophyta; Magnoliopsida; Rosales; Rosaceae
Product: Haloacid dehalogenase-like hydrolase (HAD) superfamily protein
Source: RefSeq, a predicted model, not a curated record